AUGAAAGGAAAAGUCGCACUCGAGGAGGCUUGGUCUCUACCUCGUCUUCACGAACUCAACAAGAAGUGGACUAUCCAGUACUACACUCCGAAAGACCUCUUCGAUCAACACGUCACGGAGAUUGAAGAUCUCACCAGCAUCCGGCUCCAUCACGCUGACAAGUAUGGCGUCGGCUAUCAAGUAGUCUCCUUCACGGCUCCUGGCACUCAGGAGAUUGCAGACCCUAAAGAGGCCCACGAGCUUGCCGUCGAAGCAAACAACUAUGCUGCGGAGAAGAUUCGGGAUCAUCAAGAUACCUUGGGUGCUUUUGCUGCGCUGUCCAUGCACGACCCCAAGCAGGCCGCUGCGGAGCUUCACCGUUGCGUCACCCAGCUCGGAUUCAAAGGCGCUCUUGUCAAUGACUGCCAGGUCGCAGGUCCCAACGGCGAAGAUGUAAUCUUCUAUGAUGGCCCUGAGUGGGACGUCUUUUGGAAAACCUGCACUGAUCUUGAUGUUCCUUUCUACAUGCACCCGGGACCUCCAACGGGCAUCUUUUUCGAAAAGCUCUGGAAAGAUCGAAGCAACCUCAUCGGACCACCACUUUCUUUUGCAAAUGGUGUCAGCCUUCACGUACUCGGUAUGGUUGUCAACGGUGUUUUCGACCGUCACCCAAAGCUUCAAUACAUCAUUGGUCAUCUUGGUGAACACGUUCCGGCAGACCUUUGGCGCAUCAACCACUGGUUCGAAGACCGUCAAAGGUUUUGCGAGACUGCACUGAAAGCCAAGAAGACUAUCUGGGAGUACUUCAAUGAGAACAUUUGGAUCACCACGUCCGGUAACUUCUCAACGACGACACUGAACCUUUGUCUGAGCGAAGUCGGCAGCCAUCGCAUACUCUUCUCCGUGGACUAUCCCUACGAGACAUUUGAGGAUGGAUGCACCUGGUUCGAUAACUUGGACCUCAACACUGCUGACCGCCUCAAGAUCGGUCGAGAGAAUGCCAAAAGGCUGCUCAGGCUGGGGCAGUACAAGGACUGCAACACCAAAGUAGUCUGA
Messenger RNA from Cyphellophora attinorum, 1035 nucleotides. Its product is annotated as 2,3-dihydroxybenzoate decarboxylase. The transcript has 3 exons. Bases 1 to 1035 code for a protein of 344 amino acids. Gene Ontology annotation, biological process: secondary metabolic process. Gene Ontology annotation, molecular function: carboxy-lyase activity; hydrolase activity. NCBI's taxonomy places the organism in Eukaryota, Fungi, Ascomycota, Eurotiomycetes, Chaetothyriales, Cyphellophoraceae. Gene Ontology annotation, cellular component: cytoplasm; cytosol. The record is from RefSeq and is a predicted model, not a curated record.